AUGUCAGAGACGAGAUCAGAGACGCAUGCGCAUUUACUGAUCGUCGACCUUAACGAAUUUCCUUUAUUCAUAUUUCUUCACUCUCAAUUUCCUCUCGAUAAUCUCGUUCUCUUCCUUCGCCUCCAUUUCUCAUUAUCCAUCUGUGAUUAUAUUUUUCUUUUUUUUUCUUUUCUUUUUUCUUUUCUUUUUUCUUUUCUUUUUUCUUUUUUUUUAUUUUUGGCACUGGCUUUUCUUUCGUUUUCAUUCAUUUCCCUAUAUUUUCUUCUUUAUCUCUCUGUUAUUUUCUCCUUUUCUUUUUACUUUUUAUCGUACCUUCUUUCUUUCUUUCUUUCUUUCUUUCUUUCUUUAUCCCUCUUUUUUUUUUACUUGCCUCUUCGCUCAACUAAUCUUUUUUCUUUUUUUUUGGCACUGGCUUUUCUUUCGUUUCCAUUCAUUUCCUUGUAUCGCCUCUAUUCUCAUAUAAUUGUCUUUAAAGAUAUUUUCUUCUUUAUCUCUGUUAUUUUCUUUUCUUUUUCUUUUUACUUUUUAUCAUACCUUCUUUCUUUCUUUAUCCCUUUUUUUUACUUACCUCUUCUCUCAACUAAUCUUUAUCUUUUUCUUUUUUCUCUCUUGUUUCUUUUCUGCUUUUUCCGUUUCCUCUUUUUCAUACUUCUUUUUUCUCUCUUCUCUCCUAUCGUUCAUUCUUUCUUUCUUUUUUCUUUCUUUUCUCUUGUCACUUCCCGUCUUUGCUUCGUUCUUUAUCACUUAUUCUUUUUUCCUCCUUCACAAUAUUUUCUUUGCUUUCUUUUUUUCUUUUACUCAUCCUUCUUUUACUUUAUUAUUUUCUCUUUAAUUAUGUUUCUUUUCUUUCUUUUUUUCUUCUUCCCUUCCUUCCUUUCUGCUACACUAUUUCGUUCCUCGUCUCAUCAUUUGCUCUUUCUUUUCUCUUAUCGUCUUCUAUUCCUUUUUUCCUUUUUCUUUUCUCUUUCACGUCUCUUUUCAUUGUUUCAACUCUUUUGUCGUUUUUUUCUGCCUCAUUUCAACCAUUGUUAUGUUAUCUUCAUUUUUCUUUCCUUCUUUUCUUUCAUGUUUCGUUUCAUUGAGUCUUUUUUACCCCCACCUUUAACUUCUUUUUUCUUCCUCGUUUCAAUCCUUGUCGUCUUCUCUUCCUCUUUCUUCCUUCUUUUCUUUGACGUCACUUUUCAUUAA
Molecule: messenger RNA, 1188 nt
Organism: Acanthosepion pharaonis
Lineage: Eukaryota; Metazoa; Mollusca; Cephalopoda; Sepiida; Sepiidae
Source: the annotation of a GenBank genome assembly